AAAAAAAGGGAAAUUAACGGUGGUAAAAAACGACGAUCUUCCUCGUGUAACUCAACCUCUACUUUUGAAACAGGGCGGUACAGUUGAAGCUAUUACUGUGGGAUUGAUGACUACAGCUCUCAACGUAAUGUAUAAAAAGCUAAUGAAAUUUGUACCUGCAUCGCAAACUGGAACUAUUUUAUUAGAAAACAGAUCAAAUAAAAUAUCGCUGAUUAACCCCAGUUGGUAUAUAACUGCCGGACAUACGACAUCCAUCGUUCCAUGGGACAUUAACCCUUCGGAAGACGGGACUAUUUCAUGGGAAAUUCCGCUAGGUGGAGUAAACAUAAAAGACACUUUCAAACACACAGUCUAUUUCCUGUCCUAUCAAAUCGCUGGUAUGGACUAUAAUAUUGUUAUUGGAACAUGGUUUCCAUUAAAAUUGGAGAGUGGAAAUCCUGCAUGUAUAUACGCUCUUUGUUAUUGAGAACAAAUUCGGACUUCAGGAUAUGAAAGAUGUUCUUGAAUUUUUGGGGCAAAGCUUAAUCAAGAAUAAUGGUGACAUAAAUAAGUUGAAUUCCGACUUAUCGAAGUACAACAGAAUUCUUGACGAUAUCCCCGACAAAAAAAUCUACGGAAUCACGUCAACAAGGAUUGAAAGGUAUUACGAGUGGCAAUAUCAUGUUUUUACGCCGGACGUUGAUGAACAUCCAGAAAAGCAAUAUCACGUUAAAAUUGUGGCUGCAACCGGUUUUGGAAACGCUCUUGGCUUGGCAGUUAAUGUUGAAGUCACACCAGGCGUUUCCAAACAAGCAGCGGAUUUUGUAUCAAAAAAUCGCCUGGAAUAUAAAGAGCCACCACCUGCAAUACUUGAGGCCAGCCAAGCUUCUGUGGCGUCUGCAGCACUGAAAACGACAACCGCGUCAAUGAUGUCAAGAAUAGGGACGACAGAAAGGCAGACGUCAGGAAUGGGCAUGUCUGAGGCAGUCGUGCCAACAAAUGAAAUCCGACCAAAUCGCGUGCAAGAAAGUGAAAAUAUUCCUGUAAGUGCAAGAACUUCAGAACGUAACAUGAGAGAGUCGUUUGCCGCACUACCAAACAACAUGUCACCAAAGAUAGUUACAGCUUCAGAAAGUGGCAUGAUAAAGACGUCUGCCGCACUACCAAACAAUUGGUCACCAAAGAGAAUUACAGUUUCAGGAACUAAUUUUAUCCAAAAAUCUGCUACAACAAUGUCAACGAUACCAAAAGCGUCCAAAAUGAAAAAAUCGAAAUUUCGAAAAAUCCUGUCAGGUGGAGAAGCACGUACAGACCAGAAAACUUGGCGUGGCUGAAAAUAAACGAUAUCGACAUCGGGAAAAGA
Molecule: messenger RNA, 1342 nt
Organism: Dendronephthya gigantea
Lineage: Eukaryota; Metazoa; Cnidaria; Anthozoa; Malacalcyonacea; Nephtheidae
Exons: 2
Coding region: 489-1313 (274 amino acids)
Source: RefSeq, a predicted model, not a curated record